Molecule: messenger RNA, 801 nt
Organism: Anthostomella pinea
Lineage: Eukaryota; Fungi; Ascomycota; Sordariomycetes; Xylariales; Xylariaceae
Source: the annotation of a GenBank genome assembly
AUGUCCGGCUUCCGCCAAAACCAGCCUCGUUCGAUGGACAAGAUGGGUUUACACGACGAUGCCAACUCGAAGCAACCGAGCUACUGCAGUUACAGACAUAUAUCUAUCAGCGACUGGGUCACGUCCCUAAGGCAGAACCGCCAGAUUAUGGGUAUAAUAUACCUCGUCGCUCCAUGCCUCGUCGCCGUCACCACAGGGCAGCUCGGGUCGCAAGAUCUCCUAGAUCCCGUACAGCGCUUCCGGAUCCCCAAAUUUCCAAAAAUCCAAGCAGCAGAGGUCGAGGCCACUGGGCUCAUCCCGCACAGGAUAUGGCAGAUCAACCUGCCCAAGCCCAGCUUCUUGUACACCCUAGUCGGGCAGAGGGGCGGCGACAAGUUCGUAGACACUCACUCCACGGCCAACCCAGCCCUCCUGAGCGCCCACCACGAGCUCCAAAACAAUGGCAUGAAGUCCGAUCUCCGGCGGUACCUCCUGCUGUCCGCCCAGGGCGGCUUGUACACCGACACCGACACCCGCUGUGCCACCGUUAGGUUAAUCGGCGACCAGCUGCCCGGCGCUUUCCGAGACGGACGGCGGCAGCACGACGCCGGCCCGGAGUCAGCUGAGCGAGAGCUCGACAGCGACAGCGCGAUGGCACCCAAGGCAGAUGGAACGGGCUCAGCUUUCCGCAGCCGCAACAGCAGAGAAUUGCCAGCGCAGCCGUCACCAGCAUCGUCCCCGAACCCGACAGCGCGUUGGGUAAGAGGCAGAGAGCCCAUGCAUCGCAUGAACCAGCCAGGCAAGAUUGAAAUCGUAUACUGA